Messenger RNA from Umbelopsis ramanniana AG, 3934 nucleotides. RefSeq lists its product as uncharacterized. Lineage: Eukaryota; Fungi; Mucoromycota; Umbelopsidomycetes; Umbelopsidales; Umbelopsidaceae. Gene Ontology annotation, biological process: intrinsic apoptotic signaling pathway in response to endoplasmic reticulum stress; IRE1-mediated unfolded protein response; mRNA processing. Gene Ontology annotation, cellular component: IRE1-TRAF2-ASK1 complex. The record is from RefSeq and is a predicted model, not a curated record. Gene Ontology annotation, molecular function: RNA endonuclease activity; ATP binding; protein serine/threonine kinase activity. The transcript is spliced from 7 exons. Bases 75 to 3443 code for a protein of 1122 amino acids.
GAAGAAUCCCUCAUUUACCCAACAAAGUUCGGAAAGCGCCAGUCAGAAGCGUCAAUGCAUAGCCACUGCCUGCAAUGAAGCCCAGUUUUCGACUAAAAGUUCUAUUGCUUUGGUCCACAGCCGUUACUCUUCUUGGCUUUUCGAAUGCAGCUAUCCAUGAAAAAGCACUCCGUAACAGCAAUGCAAACAAUAACCAGCUUCCACAACGAAGCAACAACAAAGGAUACAUUAAUACUGGUGGACGAUCUACUUUCCGAGAAUCAAAACUGAUUCUCGUUUCCACUUUGGAUGGUUCCAUCAUUGCCAUGGACAAAUUUGAAGAAUAUGUCUACUGGACCUUAAAAGGAGGUCCCAACGGCGAACUUCUGAAAACUGAAAGCUACUUUCAUACCGAGAACACUAGCCAGAACCAGAGUCCAGAAUUUGAUUACGACGAUAUCUUUGCUGAUACAGUUGGAGAUGAUUACGAAGAUGAUGACGAAAGAGAUAUGUGGAGUGAUCUCCCGCCCGACAUUGCUCCUCUUGUCGAUAUGGGUGAAAACGAUGUCCCUUCCCCAAGCGAUAUUUUCUAUAUUGUCGAACCAAAAGACAAUGGAACUAUUUAUCUUUACCAAAAUGGUCAGAAGUUGACGCAACUUCCCUUGUCGAUAAAGGAAAUGGUCGAUAAAGCACCUGCUAAAUUUGACGACGAUACCGUUUAUGUUGGAAGCAAAUCUACAAAGCUUAUUGCUGUGGAUCCUCGAAACGGUCAUAUUCGCAACAAGUUUGAUAUGGAUAAUGCAGGAGAUGCUUUCAUCAUCGCUUCGCAACACCGCCUUCCUUCAGACACUUUAUUCAUUGGUAGAGUUGAUUACCGACUGGAGAUUUUCAACCCAGCGAAAAAGUUCCGUUGGAACGUUAGCUACAGUGAAUACGUUCCUAAUUCUUUUGACUUGGACAUCGAUAUGCUGAGAAAAACUCCAUCAUCGUUUUAUGUUGCUCCAGGAGCAUCAGGAGAGAUAACUGCAAUAGAUCUCAUUAAAGGAAAUGUUCUUUGGUCAAGACAACUUCCAUACCCAGCCGUCGAUGUUUUUGAUGUUUACUCUCGACCUGAUGAUACACUCUCCAUUGUUAAACAGCUUGUUCCUCAAUUGCCGGGUACAGGUCAAAUUGGAGAACUUCUUUCAAAUCGUGUUCCUGCUAAGACGGCCUACGUUGGGAACUACAAUGGUUACAUAUUCGCAAUGUCAACAGAUAAUUUCCCAUUAGUUCAACUUGCCAAAGCUCAUGGUAGCAAUACAAAUUACCCACUCUUAGAGUCUGGUCGAAAACAUGAGGAAUAUGCUGGCGGUUCCGGUGACGGUCCUUCUCAGCAUAAAGUUUACACUCGGCCAGAAUCAGACGAUCAUUUGUACGACCCAACACCAGACACUAGGUGUCGUAUUGACAAUCCAGAUUUUUUGGCUUGUAUGCGAGGACUACACGGCGUGAAGAGACUAGAAGCUUCAGGAGCUAGAGGCCGGCUCGACCCCGGCGACAAUACUUUGGAAAACCAAUCCGGAAGGUUCCAACCACCAGUAACUCAUGAACCUGGCGACAAAUGGAAACUCGAUGGCGCACAAAUAGCUAAACCAGGAACGUUCCAAGAUGGUGUGGGGAAGUAUUGGAAAGCAGUUUUCCUAUUCAUUCUCAGUUUCUUUUACUUGAAGCGAAAGUACUUGCAAGACAUUUGCAAACUGUACUGCGAACCAAUGAUCAAGCAAUACGUACUGCCAGUUGUCAAUCCUUAUCUUGAUGCCUACCGACGACAACGCACAGUUGAGGACGUUGAUAGUGAUGGCGGCAAAUCUGACAAGAAGAGCAGGAAAAGUAAUCGAGGUCGGAAAAAGAGCAAAGAAGCGUCUACAUCGGAGGCAUUGAAUCCACAAGCAAAUAGCACAGCCAUUGAUAUUCAUUCCCAACAGCAAGCAAAUGGUGAUCGUUCCGUCACAUUCGCACACGACACUAAGCACGAAGAUGGAGACAACCAUACCAUUGUUGACUUCUCCAACGAAACAGCCACCAAAUUUUCUAAUUCCCAGUUGCCUUAUGGGUUCACAAAGUCAACACCAUUGGUUUCUAGCGCUUUAAAUGUUACUGAGAUUAUCCUUGGUUAUGGCAGCCACGGUACCAUUGUUUACAAAGGAACCUUCGACGGUCGUGAUGUAGCUGUCAAGCGAUUAUUGGUAGAUUUUUAUGACAUUGCAUCCCAAGAAGUUCGCCUCCUUCAAGAAAGUGACGAUCAUCCCAAUGUUAUUCGGUAUUACUUCAAAGAAGAAAGGGAGCGAUUCUUGUAUAUUGCUUUGGAGCUUUGUUAUGGCUCUUUGUACGACUAUAUUGAAAAAUCCAGCAUUGUCACUGACCUUCAUCUGCUCGAUACGGUCAAUCCAGCCAAGAUACUGUACCAGAUGAUUUCUGGGUUGCACCAUUUGCAUAGUUUGAAGAUCGUACAUCGCGACAUCAAGCCGCAAAACAUUUUGAUCGCUCCUGCCAAAACUAAGCCUGGACAGCCCAAGAACUCUUCCAACGUGCGCGUUAUGAUAUCCGACUUUGGUUUGUGUAAAAAACUCGAUGCAGACCAAAGCAGCUUCCACAAUACCACUGCUUCAGCGGCUGGCACCAUUGGCUGGCGCGCUCCUGAACUAUUAUCUGGGCAGGCUUCCUCUGGUUCAGGCAGUGGCCAUUCCAACAACAGCAUACCUGGCCAAGAUAAAUCCGCAUCGUCAUUGUCAUCCACUACGGAUACUUUAAUUGGCACUGUACGUGUUACUCGCGCCAUUGAUAUCUUUUCAGCAGGCUGUCUAUUCUACUACGUCCUUAGCCAAGGCGAACACCCUUUUGGAGACAAGUUUUCACGUGAAGUGAAUAUCCUCAAGAAUCAAUACAAUCUCGAUCGUUUGGAAGAUUUGGGCGACAAUGCCAUUGAGGCAAAGGAUUUGAUUGAGCGCAUGAUUUCAGCCAAUCCAAAGGACAGACCUUCCGCAGAACAAAUUAUGAUUCAUCCAUACUUUUGGAACAAUACCCAACGUCUUGCUUUCUUGCAAGAUGCCUCUGACCGGUUUGAAAUAGAAGAGCGAAAUCCUCCAUCACCGUUAUUGCAAGCUUUGGAAGCAAAUGCACCACAAGUAGUUGGUCGUGACUGGUACAAGCGCUUAGACAGGGUUGUGGUCAAUGAUCUAGGAAAGUUUAGAAAAUACGAUGCCGGAAGCAUUCGAGAUUUAUUACGAGCCCUUCGCAAUAAGAAACAUCACUACCAAGAUCUGGCGGAACCUGUCAAACGUGCAUUUGGCGAGCCUCCAGAUGAUUAUCUCCACUACUUUACUUCUAGGUUCCCGUACUUGCUAUUACACGUCUAUUACAUUGUAGCAGAAGACGAAUGGCUUCGUGGGGAAACAAUGUUUAAAGAAUACUUUCAGCUUCACUGAGCUUUAGGGCUCGAAAACACUUGUACAUUAUAUCCAGUUCAUCCCCCUCUCAAUUCAAAUCACCCCUUAUGUGCAGAACCAUCUUCUUGUGUUUCAAUUUGUUUGUGUCUAGUAACCGCAUUGAACGUUUUCUAUUAUAUUACUAGUGCAAUAAGGCUUUUGCUCUAUAUCUACAAUGGAUGUACCGAAUCAAAUAAACCUUUAAUCCACUACUCUAUUUCUCGGGAAGAACGCCGUUGAAGUGGACUUUGACAACGUCAUCUAAAUCCUCCAUUUCUCCCAAACAUUUUUCGACCAUCUCUUGUACUUCCUCAUCCGUGACUUCCACUGUGGUCGUUGGGACGUAGGUAGCUGCCAUUUCAUCGACUUCGUAGCCAUGUUCUUUGAUUUUCUGGGUCACAGCAUUUAAAUUGGUGAACUCGCAGAUGACCUAAAAAAUGAUGUGCGGUUAGGGACCAUGUGGCAGCCUAUCAGAUCAAUGUUCCGCAUCG